UUGUUUUGUCGUCGCCAUUUGUAAAGCAAAUUUUUGUGGAAGCAGAUCUGCAGAAGUUUAUUUUUGCUUUACGAAGAAUGACCAGUAUCGGAGAUCUUUUUACCAAAUAUAAUUGUACUAAUUGCCAGGACGAUAUCUCUGGCAUUCGUGUACAUUGCGCGGAAUGUGAAAAUUUCGAUUUAUGUCUUCAGUGUUUUGCUUCUGGUGCAGAAAUUGGUGCACAUCAAAACAAUCAUGCAUAUCAAUUUAUGGACACUGGGACAGCAAUUUUGUCUGUAUUUCGUGGUAAGGGUGCUUGGACGGCUAGAGAGGAAAUAAGGCUGCUGGAUGCCAUAGAGCAAUACGGCUUUGGUAACUGGGAAGAUAUUAGUAAACAUAUUGAAACCAAAUCAGCAGAAGAUGCCAAAGAAGAAUACGUGAAGCGUUUCGUUAAUGGGACGAUCGGUCUUCACACAUGGACACCCGCACAAUCACAACGGCCCCUCUUGGUGGAUCACACGUCUGAAGACAAUGGUCCAUUGGGUGCCACGGCAUUACAACGUCUACCGCCUUUGGACAUUACCACCGAGGAAGCCGCUCAGUUGGGAUACAUGCCAAAUCGUGAUGGUUUCGAACGAGAAUAUGAUCCGACAGCCGAACAGCUAAUAUCAACAAUGGCUCUCAGCACCGAAGACACCGAGGCUGAUUAUUUAUUAAAAUUGGCACAUGUUGACAUGUACACCCGUCGAUUGCGUGAACGUGUACGACGUAAGCGCUUAGUGCGUGAUUAUCAGUUGGUAGCGAACUUCUUUCGCAACCGUAACUAUGCUCAACAUCCAGGCAUGACACGGGAGCAAAAAGAAUUUCGUGAUCGCUUUCGAGUUUUCGCGCAAUUUUAUACAGCCAACGAAUAUGAACGGCUAUUGAUGUCACUUGAACGUGAAAAAGAGUUGCGAAUACGACUAGCAGAACUAUGUCGCUAUCGCUACAACGGACUAACGAAAAUCGAUGAAUGCCGACACUUUGAGCAGCACGCAGCAAUGGCACUGAAUCGCUCAACUGGACCAUACGGCCAUGGAAAGACUGACAACACGCAUCUCAGCAUUGGAAGUCGUCGGCAGCUAGGCUCUUCCUUACACUCUCCACAGCCCAACAGCAGAAAAGUCGAGCUGUCAAACGGAAGCGAGGCAAAUCUAAAUUCAAUCGCGUCAAGAAACACGCCCCACAUCGGCGACCUGAUCUCCUCCGGCGCAUCAUUGCACAACAGAAACUACUUGGAUAGCUGUCGGGAAUCGUCGGUUCAUACGACGAUAUCGCCAGUGGGGAUGACAGUGGGAGCGGGCAUGAUGAACACGACGAUGACAACAGCAAAGUUAUCGAACGGAAACCAACAACCAUUGGUUGCAACACAACAACACACAACAAUGAUGACAAUGAAAAACCAACAACCACCACAGCUACAAAUAAACGACGUCGCCGUAAGCGAAAAACAACAACUGCAUCAGCUGCUGUUUCAGGAAAAUAGUAAUAAUAAUAAUAGCAAUAACUUUGAUCUAAAGCCGCAGCAUUCGCCUGUUACAAUACCCAUGAGUAACAUUUUGCGCGCACAAUUGGAUGAGCUGAAACAUCUCCCACAAGCGUUGGGAAGCGAUUUGCUCUCUAGCAACGAACAACAAGUUUGCAAAGACUUCAACCUACCGCCAACAACAUAUUUGUCACUGAAGACAUUACUGCUAAGCGGAGCGCCACUUGUUAACAAUUUGUCGCCAGUUGAAAAUUCCCUACGAAAAUACUUUAUCAAAGUAGGUUGGUUAAGUCACUAGAUUAAAAAAAAAAACUGAAAAGCGCAUUUGUAGAAACGACUAUGGGAAACUUUUAUGA
Molecule: messenger RNA, 1860 nt
Organism: Anastrepha ludens (Mexican fruit fly)
Lineage: Eukaryota; Metazoa; Arthropoda; Insecta; Diptera; Tephritidae
Gene: Ada2b
Product: transcriptional adapter 2B
Exons: 4
Coding region: 78-1802 (574 amino acids)
Biological process (GO): chromatin remodeling; regulation of transcription by RNA polymerase II
Cellular component (GO): SAGA-type complex; nucleus
Molecular function (GO): transcription coactivator activity; zinc ion binding; chromatin binding
Source: RefSeq, a predicted model, not a curated record